AUGGGACUUCAAACUCCUGUUUAUGAGACUACUAAGGAAGGCCCAUCUCAUGAGCCUUCAUUCAGAUCUGCUGUGGUAGUGAAUGAUGUCAGAUAUGAAUCUUUGCCUGGUUUUUUUAAUCGUAAGGCAGCGGAGCAGUCAGCUGCUGAAGUUGCACUUAUGGAAUUAGCAAAACUUGGUCAAGUGAAUCCUUCCAUCUCCGACCCUGUUCAUGAAACAGGUUUAUGCAAAAAUCUACUUCGGGAAUAUGCACAAAAGAUGAACUAUGCUAUUCCAAUCAAGAACAAAGAAAGAAGCAGAGAUCAAGCUGCUAGAACUGCACUAUUAGCCAUCCAAUCAAGUGCAUCUGAGUUAUCUGGCUCACCAAGUGGCAAUUCUCAGCUAACUGUAAUCCCUUGCAGGAAGAGGGGAACAGAGUCAGUUGAUAAGCCUAAGGUGGACGAGACUGUAAACGUUCCAAAGCCAAAGAAAGCUAGAUUCAAAAAGAAAACAUUGAAAAAGUUUUCUGGAGACAAAACAGGUCGCAACAUGGCUCUUAAUGUAGCUGCUAAUUUGGAUGGAUCGCAAAUUGGUCAAACUAAUGCACCUGGCAUUCAAGUUGUGGGUUCCGAGGCUAUGUUUACAGAAGAAGCAGCUAGGAAUUUCCAAGGAGGGAGACUGGACAUUGAACCAUCUGAGGGGGAAACAUUUUCUGUGAAAGAUCCUUCCACUAUAAAUGGGCAUUCGACAGCUACAAAAUGUAACCAAAGUGUUCAUGAGGCAACUGGAUAUUCAUCAGUUGUAAAUUCUAAUCAAAGUGGUCCUGAAGGUCUGAGCAGCUCAAUGUCUUAUGGAGACGCGACUGCUUUGAUGAAGGAGGAAAAAGAGGCUAAUGUGCAGUCGACAGUUGCAAAUUCUAAAUAA
Molecule: messenger RNA, 903 nt
Organism: Mangifera indica (mango)
Lineage: Eukaryota; Viridiplantae; Streptophyta; Magnoliopsida; Sapindales; Anacardiaceae
Product: double-stranded RNA-binding protein 1-like
Exons: 3
Coding region: 1-903 (300 amino acids)
Biological process (GO): regulation of gene expression; rRNA processing
Cellular component (GO): nucleus
Molecular function (GO): double-stranded RNA binding; ribonuclease III activity
Source: RefSeq, a predicted model, not a curated record